AUGGAGAACGAAAGGAUGCUGAAGCCCACUGUCACCUAUCAUCUGUUCUUGUACCGUGUGGAGUUGGCCCGUCGAAAUGCCCGGCAGCUGCGGCUUUCCCGCACCAAGAUCGAGAUCACCGACGAGCUCAUCUCGAAUACGGUGCGCAAUCUGAAGACGUGCAGCAUGGACGACCUGAAGGCGGUCAACCGGGAGCUUCUGUUCAAGCGGAAACUGCGGAGCAACGUGUCCAAGCUGAAAAAGGAGGCCAAGCGGCAGCAGCGACGCGAGGAGAAGGAGAAUCAACUGGAAUCGACAAAACAGGAUUAGUGGCGAAUCAAUCAGACCGCUUUGAUUUAU
Molecule: messenger RNA, 339 nt
Organism: Drosophila takahashii
Lineage: Eukaryota; Metazoa; Arthropoda; Insecta; Diptera; Drosophilidae
Source: RefSeq, a predicted model, not a curated record